Messenger RNA from Sorex fumeus (smoky shrew), 1011 nucleotides. It is a transcript of the gene PHOX2B, whose product is annotated as paired like homeobox 2B. The transcript is spliced from 3 exons. NCBI's taxonomy places the organism in Eukaryota, Metazoa, Chordata, Mammalia, Eulipotyphla, Soricidae. Bases 1 to 945 code for a protein of 314 amino acids. The record is from RefSeq and is a predicted model, not a curated record. Gene Ontology annotation, molecular function: RNA polymerase II transcription regulatory region sequence-specific DNA binding; DNA-binding transcription factor activity, RNA polymerase II-specific. Gene Ontology annotation, biological process: regulation of transcription by RNA polymerase II.
AUGUAUAAAAUGGAAUAUUCUUACCUCAAUUCCUCUGCCUACGAGUCCUGUAUGGCUGGGAUGGACACCUCGAGCCUGGCUUCAGCCUAUGCUGACUUCAGUUCCUGCAGCCAGGCCAGUGGCUUCCAGUAUAACCCGAUAAGGACCACUUUUGGGGCCACGUCCGGCUGCCCGUCCCUCACGCCUGGAUCCUGCAGCCUCGGCACCCUCAGGGACCACCAGAGCAGUCCGUAUGCCGCAGUUCCUUACAAACUCUUCACCGACCACGGCGGCCUCAACGAGAAGCGCAAGCAGCGGCGCAUCCGCACCACUUUCACGAGCGCGCAGCUCAAGGAGCUGGAGCGUGUCUUCGCCGAGACGCACUACCCGGACAUCUACACCCGCGAGGAGCUGGCGCUGAAGAUCGAUCUCACGGAGGCUCGAGUUCAGGUGUGGUUCCAGAACCGCCGCGCCAAGUUCCGCAAACAGGAGCGCGCGGCUGCCGCCGCUGCAGCUGCGGCCAAGAACGGCUCUUCGGGGAAGAAAUCCGACUCGUCCCGGGACGACGAGAGCAAAGAGGCCAAGAGCACCGACCCGGACAGCACGGGGGGCCCGGGCCCCAACCCCAACCCCGCGCCCAGCUGCGGAGCGAGCGGCGGCGGCGGCGGCGGGCCCAGCCCGGCAGGAGCUCCGGGGGCGGCGGGGCCCGGGGGUCCGGGCGGAGAACCCGGCAAGGGGGGCGCGGCGGCGGCGGCGGCGGCAGCGGCGGCGGCUGCGGCAGCGGCGGCGGCAGCAGCGGCUGGAGGCCUGGCUGCAGCCGGGGGCCCUGGACAAGGCUGGGCGCCCGGCCCGGGCCCCAUCACCUCCAUCCCGGAUUCUCUGGGGGGCCCCUUCGCCAGCGUCCUCUCCUCGCUCCAAAGACCCAACGGGGCGAAAGCCGCCUUAGUGAAGAGCAGUAUGUUUUGAUCGGGGCCUCCUGCAGCGGCUGCAGCGGCGGCGGCGGCUGCGGGCGAGCCGGGGGUGGGGGGUGGC